Drosophila suzukii is the source of this 8497-nucleotide messenger RNA. Lineage: Eukaryota; Metazoa; Arthropoda; Insecta; Diptera; Drosophilidae. The record is from RefSeq and is a predicted model, not a curated record.
AACGAUAGGCGCUGAGUGGGACCUUUUCCCACUGGCUCUUUUGUUGUUGUAUUGUUGUUGGUAUUUUUAUACCAAUUAUUGGUGCGAAAAGCAGACGGAUAAAGAAGAAAACAGAACAGAACGGCAAUUGGAAACGAAACGAAAUGUGAACGCGGCCUCUCACAACAACAAAAGAAUAGUUGCAGCAACGACUCGCGUGUGUGUGUUGCUACAUGUGAAGAGCAAAGAGGAGAUCUAACCUAACACAAGAUUAAUUCAAUAAUUAAGAAAUUAACGGUUAGUUUCUCGCGGCGAAGGCGGCGGCAGUAGCGAAUUAAUUGCAAAUAAUUACCUCUCAGCGAAAAGGUGAGCAGAGCCAGAGCCGAGCAAAAAGAGAAGAGAAGGCGUGUGAGCGUGACGAAGAGCAGAGAGCGAGAGAGCGAAAGGGAACGGAUCGAAAGAAAAGGAAAGGCAGGGAAAAAUCGAAGAAUCUUGGACAGCCGAAAACCAAACUGGCUGGGGAGCAAAUGUCAAAUUGCGGCGCAUAAAUACAUUAAUUUGAAGCCCCCCGCACAAGUCAGGCUCCUCCAAAUUUACACACUCACACACACACACACACACUAGGCAGCAGUUGUCGCAACAGGAAAAAAAAGGAUUCAGCACACGAUGUAUGCCGGAGCAUAUGCACCCAACGCCGGCGGCGUUCAACAGCACACGGGCGGCGGUUACUAUGGCAACGGUGCCGCCGCAAGCGCUGGCAGCGGCGGCAAUGGUGCCCCACGCCACGAGCGACCCUACUAUCCGCGCAGUAAUUUCGCCGGAGCAGCCGGCGGAGCGACCAUCAACGGGGCAGCCGGUGCCGCGGGGAGCAUGCACUUUGGCCAGCCCUACGGCGUGAUGACCUAUGGUAUCCAGAAUGGCCUGGGCAUGGGCGCCGCUGGAGCCGGUGGCGGUAAUCCGUAUCGCCAACAAAAUGGUGUCGCCUUCGCCGGAAACGGCCUUGGAGGCGGUGGUGCCGGUAACGGUUCCGGCGGAGCUGGCGGCUAUGGCGGACCGCGUGGCAAGAAUCCCAAUUACGCACAACGCUACCAGAAGCCGCACAAUGGUGGCGGAGGAGGUGGUGGCUACCAGAGCAAUAACUACAAUGCUGCUGCCCUGGGCAUGCUCUCCAAGGAGGAGCGUGCCGAGAUCCAACGUGAGAAGGCCAAGAAUCCCGGUCGCAAUCUUGUCAAACCCGUGUGGGAGAAUCUGGAGCCCUUCCACAAGGACUUCUACAAUAUACAUCCCAAUACGCUGGCCAAGACGGAGCAGCAGGUGGCCGAUAUACGCCGUGAACUGGAGAUAACCGUUUCGGGCAGCGAACUGCCCCAUCCGGUGGUCAGUUUCGAGGAGAGCUCGCUGCCCAAUCACGUCAUCGAGGAGAUGAAGCGCCAGGGAUUCACCAAGCCCACGGCCAUCCAGUCGCAGGGCUGGCCCAUCGCCCUGAGUGGCCGCGAUCUGGUGGGCAUUGCCCAGACCGGUUCCGGCAAGACGCUGGCCUACAUGCUGCCGGCCAUUGUGCACAUUGGCAACCAGCCGCCCAUAUUGCGCGGCGAAGGACCCAUUGCCCUGGUGCUAGCCCCCACCCGGGAGCUGGCCCAGCAAAUCCAGUCGGUCGUGCGCGACUAUGGACAUCUGUGCAAGCCCGAGAUCCGUCACACUUGCAUCUUUGGCGGCUCAUCGAAGGUGCCGCAGGCACGCGAUCUCGAUCGCGGUGUCGAGGUGAUCAUCGCCACACCAGGACGACUGAUCGAUUUCCUCGAGAAUCGCAACACCAACUUGCAGCGCUGCACCUAUCUGGUGCUGGACGAGGCCGAUCGCAUGCUGGACAUGGGCUUCGAGCCUCAGAUCCGCAAGAUCAUUGAGCAGAUUCGUCCCGACCGUCAGGUCGUCAUGUGGUCCGCCACCUGGCCCAAGGAGGUGCAGGCCCUGGCCGGCGAUUUCCUCAACGAUUAUAUUCAAAUCAACAUUGGCUCGAUGAACCUAUCGGCCAACCACAACAUCCGCCAGAUCGUCGAGAUCUGCACCGAGAUGGAGAAGCCGCAGCGCAUGGUGCGUCUGCUCAAGGAGAUCGCGCCGACCAACAAUUCGGCAAACAGUGGCAACAAGAUCAUCAUCUUUGUGGAGACCAAGAUUAAGGUGGAGGACAUCCUCCAGAUCAUCCGUACCGAGGGCUACACUGCCACCUCAAUUCACGGCGACAAGACGCAGAAUGAGCGUGAUUCUGUGCUGAAGGACUUCCGUAACGGCAAGUCCAACAUUCUGAUCGCCACCGAUGUGGCCUCACGCGGUCUCGACGUCGAGGAUCUGCAGUACGUGAUCAACUAUGAUUAUCCCAACUCCUCGGAGAACUAUGUGCACCGCAUCGGUCGCACUGGACGCUGCCAGCAGCUGGGCACUGCCUACACUUUCUUUACGCCCGAUAAUGCCAAGCAGGCGCGCGAGCUGAUCUCUGUGCUCGAAGAGGCAGGCCAGACGCCAUCGCAGGCCCUCCUGGAUCUGGCCCGCUCGAUGCCCAGCUCGGGCGGCUAUCGCGGCAACAAGCGCUGGAACAACAAUGGCGGCGGCGAUCGCAAUUCGGGCGGUCACAAUGGCGUCUAUCAGCAGCGCAACAGCAACCCGCUGAAUUACCAGGCGGGCAAUAGCUACAACAACAAUCGCGGUGGCCUGCCCACUGGCAGUGGCGGCUAUCAGCAGUAUGCCGCUGGCGGCAAUAGCUAUCAGCAGAAUGGAGGUGGCGGCGGCGGUAGCGGCAACUGGAACCGCAUGAACCAAAUGGGACAGGAUGGCCAGCAGCAACGCAAUGGCAAUACCUAUCGCCCGAGGGCUCCAUUCAACAAUGGCGGGCCACGUGCCAUAAUGGGUCACCAGGGUGGCGGCGGAGGAGCAGGUGGUGUGGGCGGCGCUGUCGGCGUAGGCGGUGGCCCCCAGCCGCAUAUGGCACCCCAGCAAGGUGGCCAGUACAUGCCGCAGGCCUAUCGCAGUCGUGGCCAGUUUGUGCCACAGGGAGCGGGUGCCGGUGGCAUGCCGCCGAGAUUCCAGCAGUAUCCCAAGCGGGAGUACCAGCAGCAGGGCGUGGCCCACUACGGCCAGCAGGCUGUGCAGCAUCAGCAGCAACAGCAGCAGCAGGUACAGCAGACUGGCCAACAGCCCAAGCCGCCCAAGGAUGAUGGCAGCAAGUAUGCCCAAGCGCCGCCACCGGCAGCUGUGACCACAUCGCUGGUCCAUUACACGCCGGCCAAUUCGCCACCUAUUGCCGCCGUAAUUGCGGGCACCAAUCCGUAUGCCAAUCAGUUCAGCAUGCCGGCCACCUACUAUGCCGCCCAGCAUCACCAGUUUGCCCCGGCCGUCGCAGGACCUGGACCAGGACCUGGCCAGGCCAUCGAGCAGGCAGGACACCAAUAAGAGGGCGUGGAAAAACGGAUUGUGGAUCGUGGAGAGCUACAACAGCAACAACAACAACAACAGCUUUAGCAACAACAACAACAUCAGAAACAACAACACCAACGACAUGGACAAACAAACACCAUCAGACCAAAACCACACAGUCAUGAAAUCGAAAUGCAUAUGAGAAAUGAAUGAAAGAAAGGAUAUAAGUUGCCAGCAUAUAAGAGCGCAGUUACUCUUAUGAAUUCUAAGCGAAAAAGUUGCCUUUUUCACUUUCGUUUUUUAUUUCUCCCCACUCACUACCAUUAUUAGCAUUUUUUUUUGUAUUCUCUUUGGCUCAUUCAAGCAUUCGCAGUUUGUGUUUGCGACACAAUUUGACCUCCAAUUUCCCCCUCGACCUUUCAUUCGUUACUGUUCUUUGGGCAAACAGCCGCAAACAUCAAUAACCAGGGCCAUCGCAAGGAUCAUCGCCCUCGAAAUAUAACCCCCCAUUUAUGUUUUCCACAACAAGGUAAAACGAAACAAAAAACAAGAACACCUCGAACGUGAAAAAUUAUCGUAGUUUUUAAGCUUUUUCAACACACAAACACAAACACUGACAGUUGCAUGUUCUUCGAAUGUUUAAAAAGAAUUAUUAAGUAGGGUUAUUAUUAUUUCUUUUCCGCCAAGCAAAAUCAAGCGAAAUUAAAACUAGAGACACACACACACAGACACUGUUAAUUAAGCGAUAUAUACAAAUAUUCAUGUGUAUUAAUUUUACACGAUGCUAGGAACACAAAACAAAAAGAAAAAAAACAAGCACGCAACCAAAAAAACAAAAAUUUUGAAUUCGAAAAUUGUCAAAAUAAGGGAUUGCAAGAACCCCUUUUUCACUAACUUGGUUGGUAUGAAAUGAACGGUUUGCUUAUAAUAACACACAUUUAAAUACAUGUUUAAUUAUUUUAUACACAUAUAUCCGAGCGAAAUUUGCAACAAACAAUUACAACAAAGGGAAAACUGACUAAAUUCUACACAAAUUCCAUUUAAGAAAACGCAGCUAACGGUUGAGAUAUAUGUAUAUGUACAUCUGUAUUUUGGCCAAAUCCAAAAUAGGAAAAAAAAAGGAAAAGGGCAGCGCUGCUUUGGUAGGAAGUAUGUAAAAGAAAAGCUAACAAAAAAAAACAACAAUCGAUAAUAAUAAAACAAUUGAAGCAAUGGGAGAACACUCACACAGCCACAAAGAACCCACACAAGCACACGCACACACCCACACCGAGACACACACACACAAACACACACACCACGAACACCACAAGGACAAGCAAAUUUAAAGUUAUCAUUUAAUUUCCCAUUUUGAUACAUAUGUAUAUGUGUGUAUUCUAUAUAUAUAUAUGUAUAUAUAUAGCUUGAUUUUUAAUGGAGAUUAAAACAAAAACUCAUUUUGUUUAAGACACUUGAUAGAAUUCGAUAAUAAUCCCCCUAACACAACAUUCGCAUAAAUUAACGAGGUUUUUUCAAAAGUUCUAUGCAAAUACUUGAAAAAAAAUUAUACAAUUACAUUUUCAAUUAUUCCAAGACCAAAGAACAGAAGCAGUUGAAAAAAGAAGAAAGUAAGAAAGCGAAGAAAAAAGAAAAGACGCCACAUUCAUCCAUAAAAACAAGUAAAGCGAACACGAAACAAGAGGAUUAGAAGGAGGAACACAAAACAUGGGUAGAAGAUCGAGAUCGAAUAAUGCCAAGCAAUGCCACACGAAAAUAAUGAUAAUAAUAAUACAGCAAACAUAAUGCAUACUUCUGACUAUUCCAAAAAAAAAGCUCUCUUCCGUUUCCCCAUAUGUUUAUUUUUUUUUUUUUGUUCUACUAUCAUUUCUCCAAAUUGCCCUAUGACUUUCUCCUCUUCCCUUCGAAUGCCAGAGUUCAGUACGAGUAAAUAGGUAGUAGUAACGAAACACUAAUUGGCAGCUCCAGUUACAUAUAGUUAGCAGUAAUAUAUCCAAAAAUCGUCUGUCCAAGCCGUUGUCCAAGUUGUUGCAAGCAGUGCAAGUUGUCCUCCGCCAUGGGAACAAGCAGUACAAAAAGACUAAGAAUUUUGGAAGACGUAACGGACACAAGGGAAUAUUCUACAGAGGAAAAAUGUGUGAGAACCACUCAGCAAAUAGAUGAAAAUCAUGUAGAUUAUAUUUAUAAAUAUAUAUUUGUUAGCCGAUCGGGGGGAGUGAAAGGAACACUUCUAAUCAAUUUUUUUUUAUUAGUUUUCUACGUGUACGGUUUCCUUUUUAGCAAAUAAAAGUCUGGGAAAACAAGAGGGAAUAUUUAUAUAUGGUAUAUCGUCAACACAAGGAUCUCUUUUUAAAGCAAAAGGGCAUGACUCGACUUUUUUAUAUAGACCUAUAAUUCAUAGAAAAGUUCAUUUCAUUUUUGGGUAUCUCGGGGUUUUUCAUUUCUUUCAUACAUUUUUAAAAAAAUCAUUGGAGACGGGAACGAGGGAACUACAACUAAAUAAUGUUAUUUUUUGUAUGUACUCUAGGCGUAUACGCAAUGUUACCAAGUGAAUUAACGUUCUUAUUUUUAUAAUUUCCUACUUCUUAAUUAUGAUUUCGAUGCAACCGAAUUGUGAUGAUGUGAUAGACUUAUAUAAACAAACGAAAAUACAAAAAUACUAAUUAAUAACCAAUUUAAAUGAAGUAAACGCAGCGCCCCCAAAAAGGCCAGGCCAAAAUAACUGAAACUGAAGCAGAGGCAGCUGAAACUGAAGCUGAAUCUGAGUCGAAAUCAGUAUCUGAAUCAGAAGAGGACUAUGAUAUAUGUUAUGUAUUUGUAUUAUUGUCGUUGUCGUUGUCGCUUAUAGACAAUGUCUGAUGGCUACAAUAUAAUGUAUUAUGGAUGACUUGAGGCAUACAUUCUUUUUUUGAAGAAAUAAAACUAUAGAGCGCGAUAUUUGUAUUGUAUUUAUCUAUAAGUUGUUGUGUACACACUGCGAAAAACAAACAAACCAAACAAACUAAAAAAAAAGCAAAAAAACACGGAAACACACACAAAAUCAAAACAAAACGAAAAAAACGAGAAAAAAAGAGCAAAAGAAGUUGAAACUGAUAAAAUUUAAGAGUAACUGAAACCGAAAGCCCCGAAAAACUGAAGGGGAAGUCGGAGAAUUCGUUGUCCCCUUCGCACUUUUGAGGCAAGUCCUUCGUUUAAGUCCUGAUCGAUCGCUCUAUCUCUGUCUCUCUCUCCUAUCCCUAUCUCUCAGACCCCCCCGCCCCACCCCCUAUACGAUAUAUUUCUCGCUCGCAGUCUCUUCUUAAAACGAUAGAUUUAAAAACGAUAGAAAUUCGCAUAUACAUAUAUUUUUGAAAGUAUAGAAUUGCAACUUUUGAAAAAAUGCAACCAAAAAUAAAGACGAAAGACUAAAGCCAAAAACAAAAUGAAUUCAAUUGUUUGAAGCAAGAACAAGAGAAUAACGGUGAAUGCGCAACGAAGUGCCGUUAUUUCGAUAGUUUGUAUAGCCGUUUCUUUUCCGUUUCGUUUACUUAGAGAACUAAAAAUCGUUUACACACACACCAACACACCCACACACAUACGCGUUUUUGGUUUAGUUAUUGUUUUUGCGUUUGUUUUAAUUUUUGAUUUGUUUCGUUUUAAGCUUUUCGUUGGUAAACCAAAAGAUAUAUGUGUAUGUAUGGGCAUACAUGUAUCGAUGUCGAUAAAGUCGAUAAAGUGAAUGCAUUUACCGUUACAGUGCGACGCGCACAAGUGCCAAAAAUGCAGCAAAAAAUACCCGCACACACCCACGCACUCUCACACCACACACAACAAACACAGACACACAGAGACACAUCGAAGACACCCACACACAAAUUUCUUAUAGAUGAUACAACAAACACAAACGAACAUAUAACAUAUAUACAGUGGACAAAAGGAGUUAUGAGCUGACUUUUUGGCGUUCGCACAUCCUGCGUUGCCCACUGUACAUACAAGACCUACAAAACAAGCAUACUUUUAAGCGCCAAAGUUAGGAGCGGCUUUUGAGGGUUCUAAAAUAAAAACGAAAUAAGAAACCAUUAAACACCAGACUUGUUGGGCAAAAAACAUUUAGCAGCAGCAGCAGAGCCAGUUCGUAUGUUAUAAGCUAAAUUUGCCUUCGGCAGACGGAACUAACUUAAAAAUAAUAAAAUGUUUAAACCAAAACCCAUUGUGAUAACAGCUGCGUAAACGAAACACGUUAGAACCUUACUUGUAUUUCGAUUGCAAUUCGAUAAAACGAUAAAACGGGGAUCCCCCACUAAGUCCUAAAUAAUACAAAUUCAAUCAAAAGCAAGCAAGCCAACAAUUUAUCCAAACUAGUUUUUAAACGAAUACAAAACUCACCCAGCCGCACAUACACACGUAUUUUACUGAUUUGAAAAGGAGGAGAUCUAUUCUUGAUUUUCAUUUGUUGUGUUGAUCAAUGCAAAUUUUAGCGAAAAAAAGAAAAAAAUACAAAACCAAGAAAUACACAGGAAACACGAAUGCAAAUUCUUAGCCAUUUCGAAGGAGCGUGCAUUUAGAACAUUACAUCAAAUAAUAUUUACACUUGCAUAUAUUCAAAGCAAACCAUUUGAAUGAAUUCUAAAUAUUACUAUAGAUCACUAACACAAAAUGCAACUGAGGAGUCAGUCGAUAAACAUAUGCAUACAAGUUAAUGCAAUUAAUGAACGAGGAGCCAAGCAAACGCGUUUGAAUGUAUGUUUGCAGCUUAAGCUAAGUUAGCACACACAAUAUUAUAUUAAUUAUAACAAAACGAUAUAGGUAUGCAGUAUAAUGCAUAUAUUUAUAGUGCACCGCCUCCCCUUAAUUCCGUCGCAAAACAAAAGAAAAUCGGGACGGAAGAGGGGCUAAAACUAACGGAGAAAUCUAAAUUGUAAUCAAUUUACCUAUCUUAUAUUAGGUUAUACGUACCCAUAAACAUAACCCCGUCCUCAUCUUGAAAUUGGACAACCUUCCCUUCCCAAAAUGUUAAACACGAAAACGUAAAAAAAAAAUGCAUAAAUAUGAAAUAUGUAACGGAAAUCUUUACAAAAAGCGAAAUAGAUAUCUUCUAUAUAAUAAAUAAACGCCAACAAAAAUCACUUUUAAA